Molecule: messenger RNA, 817 nt
Organism: Vitis vinifera (wine grape)
Lineage: Eukaryota; Viridiplantae; Streptophyta; Magnoliopsida; Vitales; Vitaceae
Exons: 5
Coding region: 371-817 (148 amino acids)
Biological process (GO): proteolysis
Molecular function (GO): cysteine-type peptidase activity
Source: RefSeq, a predicted model, not a curated record
AGAGGUAUAAUACAAAUAGUUUAAUAUCAUUGUUCUUAUUUUUUGAUACUUAACAUAUGUAGUUAAUAAUUAUGUCUUGUUUUCGAAUUAGUCAAUCCCCAUGUCCAUUCGUGAAGACGUGGUGGAUACUCAAUCAUUCAAUGUACUUCAAUCUCUUGUCGCUGAUUAUGUUUUCAAUAAAGCGUUGUCAAAAAGGUUUGUCGCGUCUAGAACAUUCAUAGAUGUGUUGUUACAAUUUUUGCCUUCAUAUGCUUCCAAUUUACUGAAGUUUGUUUGAACAUAUUAUUAUUUUAGUGAGCUUCUUGUUGACUUUGGUCAUGAACAUGGAGUUCGUGGAGAUUUUGCAUGCUUACGUCCUAGACAAAAUUUGAUGGAUGUUGUAAUAAAUUUAGAAGCCUCAAAGCUAAAUUAUUUUGAAAGACAAUUCAUAGGCAUACGAAGUAUAAGAUGCUAUCUUCCCACGACAUUUUCACAAAUGAUUUUGUGCGGGAAUCCUCAUCAUUUUUUCGAUAGAAAAACAUCCAUCGUUAGUAAGUACAUUAGUGAAUUCGAUGAUUGCGAGAAGCUAUUUAUUCCAAUGCAUGACGAAUGCCCUGGUCAUUGGUAUCUGUGCGUCCUUGACUUCAAAAACUCUCAUACCCAAAUUUUGGACUCAUUACGAUCGAAGAAUCGAGACAAGUUCCGGUUUCAGAGUGUCAAAACAGUGGUUGAAUUUUGUCAAACGUUCUUCAAACUAUCUGACAUAGGGAAAGAUGUCUUCCAAUUCUCCAUUGAUUGGCCUCCUUCGAUUCCGAGCCAAGAGAAUGGGUUAGUAUGA